Molecule: messenger RNA, 2229 nt
Organism: Desarmillaria tabescens
Lineage: Eukaryota; Fungi; Basidiomycota; Agaricomycetes; Agaricales; Physalacriaceae
Exons: 3
Coding region: 6-2048 (680 amino acids)
Source: RefSeq, a predicted model, not a curated record
UGAAUAUGGGCUGCCAGGUCCGUGCGCGGCUCCUCGUGGGAACUUUCAUAAUAAUCAGCAGUCGGAGGACAACGUCUUCGUUUUAUCCAUCAUCGUUCCCCCCGUCGACGACACUUCCUUUGUUUUUUCCUCUUGCACCCUUGCAAGACAGCCAUCCAGACGCGUUAUUUUGCGAUUCUUACUCUAUGAUGUCUGGUACUGUCACUGGACCUGAAAAUCAGGAGAAUACCAGCGCUACAGGCUCUUCGUCGGAUCCAGCGUCAUCUCUACGUGCUGCUGCUCUGUUGACUCUCAAGUCCAAGCGUCGCAAAGCCGCUGGCGAACAGUCUUCUACUGCAGCUCUGCCUGCUCGACCUCCUCCCAUUGCCGAUUCCUUCCAGCUCGAUUAUGGCCAAGAGGAUGUACCGUCGUCCACAACUCGAGCCCCAGCACCAGGCCCAUCGAAACCUCAUCCGGUAGAUAUGGAAGAUGGCCAAAUUCGCGAAGAGGGUGAAAUAAGCGACUCAGAAGAGCAGUUGGCUACAGCAGCACCAGCUCGAACUAAACAGUCACCACUGCCUAUGAAGACGCCACAACCCCAGCUCCCACAGCUGGAACCUGCCCACGAAAUCAAAUCAUCUUUGGCGUCUCCUUCAAGGACGGCCGUUACUAAACAGGAAUCACCGCCCGUCUUGUUGGAAAGGAUCACUAAUAUUUCGCCCAGCCCUCUUGAGAUCCGCGACUCCUCCAACAUGGUGGUCGAUGUCGACGAAUCGUAUAGCAGUAAUGCUUAUCUUGCCCUCGGUCCAGAUCAUGUCAGGCCUGGAUUGCAUAUGAAUCAAACUCAAUACGACACCGCGAAAGACAUUAUACUGGAUCUUCUUGGCUGGGGUAUCCCUCCAACGUACCUCGUUGACUGUGGUCUCAGCCGAGAAAUAGUCUACUACGUUUUCAAUGAGCUCAAUCUUCGGCUCCCCGACAAUCUUGACACUAAUGGUCUGAUACCCUAUCUCCCACCACCAUUCUUCCGUUCAGAUGCCACCCAAGAACCGUCUUCUUCAAUGCCUCCUCCUCCUGUUCCAUCAGGCUUACAGUACCACAAUCUACCACCUAGGCCGUUGAAGUUGUCCGAUGUACAAAGUCCUGGCCCAAACUCGGCGUUACCAUCCUCUCUUGCCCUCUCCACCAAUUCUCCGUCCGCGUCGGAGACGUCACCUGUGACAAGCUUACAUGACAUGGAACGACAACGACGGCAAGAAUUGCUUGCAAGGAAAGCUGUCCAAGCUUCUCGCAAGGCGAAACCGCCACCUCCGCCGUCUCCUAGCAGUUCAUCGAUUGCUUCUUCAAGAUACGUGUCCCCAGAACAGCUACCCCAGGACGUGGAGAUGGCUACGGAGACAGUUGAUGACUUUUUGAAGACGCUUGAAUCCACGGCAGAGGGUGAGGCAAUGGAUGUCGACGAGAUUCCCGGACUUGGGAGGUCGCAGCCGGUAUCCAAGCCCCAAAUCUCUCGUCAGCAAUCAUUCAUGGUUGGCCGAGUGGUAGUUCCUCUAUCUUCGCUCACUGCCGAGCAAUCGUCGUCUUCUAACAGCAGCACUCCUACACCGACACCUCUUCAGAAAAGCACGUCUAUGACCAGUCUCGAUGGCCAACCUGUCCGGAGGCGACCCGUAGCUGCGGAUUUUGUUGACAUGGACGGUAGUUCUCGCAACGGGACCGGCUUAGCCAACGGCCGCUCUCACCCACCACACAAUCUAAGGCGAAAGAUGGGAACUGGAUUCGCCAAUGUCAGUAAGAUGCGCAGACUAGUCAUCGACCUGAGCGACAGCGAGGGCGAAGGGGAUGACGAUUAUGUUAUGCGUGAAGCCGGCGAAUACACCAGCACGACUCCCACAUAUCUUCCGACUUCUCUUUUUGGCGCAAAGACGAGCCGAGGCCCGCGUACUCGGUCACCUGCGACAUUGAUGGAGAAAGAGAUGGAGAUUGCAAGAAUGAGACAGUUGAUCGCUGACAAGGAGCAAAAUCGAGUAAAAAAAUUGAUGGUGCGUCUGCCUACCUUCUCUUCUUGAGCUCAUCGAUAAAACAUCGUAGCGGACGAAUUCUGUCCAAGAACCUGCAAACGGUGUUACGGAGAAACCGGUACCCGUUAAACAGGAAGAGGUAGAUCUCAAUCUUGGUGUCCCCGCAAACGGUUCCGCCGGGGAGCGAAUAUCCACUACCAAUCUCCCUCGGACACAAGUCGCUGCGGCC